Messenger RNA from Sphaerodactylus townsendi, 2197 nucleotides. RefSeq names its product serine incorporator 3 (gene SERINC3). Gene Ontology annotation, cellular component: membrane. Bases 111 to 1529 code for a protein of 472 amino acids. The transcript is spliced from 10 exons. The record is from RefSeq and is a predicted model, not a curated record. Lineage: Eukaryota; Metazoa; Chordata; Lepidosauria; Squamata; Sphaerodactylidae.
UCCCGCAUGAUCAGCCUUGGCGGACGGCCAGAGCGCGGCCAUAACAACAAUAGGUGGCUCCUUCUGGGGCUUCGAGGGGGAAGGAGAGGCGGAGGGGCUGAGCGGCCGUCAUGGGGGCAGCGCUGGGAGUCUGUUCGCUGGCCAGCUGGAUUCCGUGUCUGUGCAGCGGUGCAUCAUGCCUGCUGUGCCGCUGUUGUCCCAACAGCAAGAAUUCUACCGUCACGCGUCUUAUUUAUGCCUUCCUGCUUCUCCUGAGCACUCUAGUUGCUUGCAUCAUGCUGGCACCAGGCAUGGAAGAACAACUGAAAAAGGUGCCUGGAUUUUGUGAAGACGACCAUCACACUCGCCUGCCACACUUUAAGGGUUUUGUUCACUGCGAAGCUUUGGUUGGUUAUAGAGCCGUCUACCGCGUCAGUUUUGCUAUGGCUGUGUUUUUCUUCGUCUUCUGCCUCCUCAUGAUACAAGUGAAAUCGAGUAAAGAUCCAAGAGCCGCUGUGCACAACGGGUUUUGGUUCUUCAAGAUCGCUGCAAUUGUUGGCAUCAUGGUUGGAGCAUUCUACAUUCCAGAGGGGCCUUUCACAAGAGCAUGGUUUGGCAUUGGCACUGCCGGUGCUUUCUGCUUCAUUCUCAUCCAGCUGGUACUCCUUGUAGAUUUUGCUCACUCCUGGAAUGAAUCCUGGGUUGAAAAAAUGGAAGAGGGAAAUGCCAGGUGCUGGUAUGCUGCCCUGCUGUCGUGUACUGGCUUAAACUACAUCCUCUCUCUCGUUGCUGUUGUGCUCUUCUAUGUCUUCUACACAACGUCUGGUGGCUGCCCUGAAAACAAGUUUUUCAUCAGCUUUAACAUGAUCCUCUGCAUUGCAGUCUCCAUCAUCUCGAUCCUUCCCAAAGUCCAGGAACACCAGCCUAGUUCGGGCCUUCUCCAGUCCUCCGUCAUUACGCUGUACACCAUGUACCUCACUUGGUCCGCCAUGUCCAAUGAGCCAGAUCGCAGCUGUAACCCAAGCCUUUUGGACCUCAUCAGCCAAAUAGCUGCACCGACUGUGGGUCCCACGAACGCCACCACCGUGCCUGCUCCGACUCCUGUACCACAAAAAUCCUUGCAGUGGUGGGAUGCCCAGAGCAUUGUUGGACUGACUAUCUUUGUGCUUUGCCUCUUGUACUCCAGCAUCCGAUCUUCAAACAACAGCCAGGUGAACAAGUUGACCCUGUCUGCAAGUGACAGUGCCAUCCUGGAUGACGGCGCAGGUGCUACCGGUGACGUUGAAGAUGGAGAAGUUCGGCGCGUCACAGACAACGAAAAGGAUGCCACCCAGUACAGCUACUCCUUCUUCCACUUCAUGCUGUUUCUUGCCUCCUUGUAUAUCAUGAUGACUCUCACCAAUUGGUACAGCCCUGAUGCCGACUUCAGAACCAUGACAAGCAAGUGGCCGGCUGUCUGGGUGAAGAUGUCUUCAAGCUGGGUCUGCCUCGCCCUUUACGUCUGGACACUAGUUGCGCCGCUUGUCCUCACUAAUCGGGAUUUCAACUGAUGGAAACGAAACUCCUUUCUGCUGAAAGCCAAAUGUUCUGUACUGCUUCUUGGGAGUUACGGCUAAAGCUUUGUCUCCUGCAGUGUACGGUGGGUAGAAAGCCGCCAACUUGCCUAAUGCUUGAUGCAAGAUCUAAACUAUGUCUAUUUUGCUGUCUUUAAUAGUCAGGCUAGCUUGGAAUUUAAUCCACUACAGCUGUGCUGUUAAAGUUUUGGAAAACGCCUGUUGUGUCGUUCUACACACCAUGUUGGAAGGUUUUAAUGGAACAGAAAGUAAUAUAUUUUAAAAGUUCUUCUCAUGCUUCAGUUGAUGGAAGUGAAAGCCAUUCUGUAACUUUGUACAUUCCACUUCAGGAAACCGGAAUCUGUUGUUGACAGAAUAGCAUGCUAACGUGUGUGGUCAGUGAGCUUGUUAAAAUAGCAACUGUUUAGAAUUAAGAUGAUCAUCGUAAGGAACAAAAGAAUAGAAAUCAAGUGUUGUGCUGAAGUCAUAGUGUUUCCCCGUAAUUUUCUACUUGCAUGGUAUCCUAAGUAAGCUUUAACUGAAUUACGUUAUAAUGAAGAUUUGCCUCACUGCUGUUUUCUAACACAAGCAAUCUUUAUAAAUGCCAGUGUAUUAUUGUCAAUCUUGGGACUUAAUAUUUGCACUAUAAACCUGUUUGAUUAAAA